Chroicocephalus ridibundus (black-headed gull) is the source of this 1033-nucleotide messenger RNA. It is a transcript of the gene REC114, whose product is annotated as REC114 meiotic recombination protein. The coding region runs from base 1 to 774 and encodes 257 amino acids. NCBI's taxonomy places the organism in Eukaryota, Metazoa, Chordata, Aves, Charadriiformes, Laridae. The transcript has 6 exons. The record is from RefSeq and is a predicted model, not a curated record.
AUGGCGGUGGCGGGCGGCGGUCGCAGCUCCGGGCCGGGGCAGGCUCCUGCGCCGGGCAGCGCCGGCGAUACCUCCCUCCUCGGCAGCGCCACGACAUGGCCCUUGAAGCGCUACGGCCGCUUCCUACCACCGACGGACGGCGACGAUGAAGGGCAAAACACCUCCUCUUGGAAGGUUUUUGAAUCAAAUGAAGACUCGGGCCAUCUUAUCCUUACCAUUGUUAUAUCUGGCCAUUUCUUUAUUUCCCAAGGGCGAACAGUACUGGAAGGCUUUUCAUUAAUCGAUGCCCACAAGUGGUUAAAGAUAGUAAGAAGAGCAGACUGCCUGCUGCUUCGUGCACAAUCAAAGAAUGAAUGCCGCAUGUUUCGUGUUCAGUUUGGUGGAGACUCAAAAGACCAGAUGCUGGAACACUGCUGCAGUUGCGUUCAGAGACUUGCCGAGUACAUACCGGUUGAAGUAACUGAUGAACAAAGCCAGAAGCUCUAUCACAGUCUCAAUCAGCUGGCUAACGGUGAAAGUCAAGAGAAGGACGCUGAGGAAAAUCCAGAUGAGCCUCUACCAGAUUCCUGCACAAGCCUUGGAGAAAGAAGAUCUGUAACACAGCUAGCGCAGUCUGUGCUGAAAAAGAAGUUUGAGCUCCCCCUUGUGUAUCGGCAUUCAGCCUGGCGAGCACAAGAGCUGGGGCCCUUCAUUCGCUUAUGCCUUAUGGAUCAGCAUUUCCCAGCUUUUGUGGAAGAUGUGGAGAAGGAAUUGAAAAAACUCACAGAAGGUUGAGAAAUACCAGCUUAUUACCACUGCAAUUCAUGCUCCAGGACACCCAGCACUCGGGAUGCACAAGCUUAAGCGUGAUUAAAUAUUUGAAGAAGUCUCAUAUUUUUUUUGUCAGUGUUUUAUUUUUAAAAACAGGUGAAUCCACUUUUUAUACAUCAUUGCACUUCAACAAAUACACAGAACACGAGUUCAUGCAUCUACAGUUACGCACAUCAUGAGAACCCUGUUAGGUCUAUUUCUACAAUCUUUAAAUCAUGAGAAA